This is a messenger RNA of Bombina bombina (fire-bellied toad), 957 nucleotides long. Its product is annotated as olfactory receptor 11A1-like. NCBI's taxonomy places the organism in Eukaryota, Metazoa, Chordata, Amphibia, Anura, Bombinatoridae. Gene Ontology annotation, cellular component: membrane. Gene Ontology annotation, biological process: G protein-coupled receptor signaling pathway. The record is from RefSeq and is a predicted model, not a curated record. Gene Ontology annotation, molecular function: olfactory receptor activity; G protein-coupled receptor activity. Bases 19 to 957 code for a protein of 312 amino acids. The transcript has a single exon.
UGCUUGUUUCUACAGGAAAUGAAUGGGCAAAAUUGGACUUUGAGUACAGAAAUUGUACUUUUAGGAUUUCAACAUCUGCAGAACUAUAGGAUUCCAAUUUUCAUAUUAUUCCUUUUGUUGUAUAUUUUUACUGUAUUGGCCAAUUUCUUGAUUAUAAUACUAGUGUCAUCAAGUCACAACCUCCAUUCUCCUAUGUAUUGUUUUCUCUGUCAUCUUUCAUUCUCAGAUAUAUUACUCACCACAAAUACUGUGCCUAACAUGCUACUCGUUAUAUUGAAACAAGGCACCAUGAACCUCAGAGCUUGUAUCACACAAGGUUACAUCUUUGCACUCUCUCUAUCUGCCGAGUGUCUACUACUAACUGUGAUGUCAUAUGACAGAUACCUAGCGAUCUGUAAACCACUCCAUUAUUCCUCAAUUAUGGAUAAUACCUUUCAUAUAAAAUUGGUAAGUGGGACCUGGCUAUUAGGUUCUCUAAGUCCAAUAGUUACAGAUGUUCUGGCAGCCAAACUACAUUUUUGUGGUGUCGUUAAAAUGGAUCAUUUCUACUGUGAUUUCGCUUCACUUUUAGAACUUUCUUGCUCCGAUACUCAUGCAGUGAAAUUUAGCAAUAUAUUAUCAGCCGCCCCUUUAACUAUAGUCCCUGUAAUAUUUAUAACUGCAACGUAUGUUCAUAUCUUCCAAACUAUUUUAAAGAUUCCAUCUAAAAUAAAGAUACAAAAAGCUUUUUCAACCUGCAGUUCCCAUCUGACAGUUGUGUGUAUUUUUUACGGGACAGUUGUGACUCUUUAUGUAUUUCCAGCUACAGGAUAUUCACUGAUUGCAAACAAAAUACUCUCUUUGUUGUAUACAGUGGUUACUCCAUUGCUAAAUCCUAUAAUCUAUAGUAUGAGAAACCAUGAAAUUAGAGCAGCCUUACAGAAAUUUAUCAAUGGAAGAACUGUAAUGAAAAUGUAA